CGUUCGAUUCACUUAGCGGAGUCGUUUAGACAGACAGAUUAAAAGCAAACACAAUGUUCGAAAAGUGAAACCGGUUUUCUUUGAAGCUCUACAAUUGUUUGUUGGACUCUCUCUUUUUUUUUUUUUUAAAUCCAAACUAUGGGCUCUAUUUGAGUUUUCAUCCGAAACACCGCCCUGUCUUGUUCUCCAAAACAAAUGAAUCGAAACUCCCAAUUCCAGAGUCGUUUGCCUGUGCAAGCCUUGUUUAUCAUGUGAGGUCGUUUCAUGUGCCAUCAGUCGCGGUGAAACCUGAGGUCGUGGGCCGGCGAUGACGGCUCCGGUGUACUUCGUCGACGGCUCUCCGCUUAGAGAUCCGCUCUUCACAGCCGUGAUCAGCGAAAGGAUGCGGGUUCCCGAGCGACUCCGGGUCCCUCAGGCGGCGGCGGAGGAUCUGAAAGCCAGGGCUGAAGAUCUUCCUGCUGCCUUCAGCAUGCACGUCCCUGACAGACUGGCACUAACAGAUGCUCCUGACCUGAGUCCACGGCCCCUCUUCUCCCAAAACAACGCUAGAGGUCACGCGUCUUCCGUGUGGAACCUGCAGUACGGCCCCUGGGAUAGGCAAGCGUACCCACGAGAGCACGUUCAGAGUCCGCUACGGAGAUCGAACAGCGACCAGACUUUCGGUAGGACCCCACGUGGGACGCCAACGCACUCCAAACACUCUUCUUCAUCCAGCCAGAACGCUGGAACGAUGCCCGCCGUACCCACGGACUCGGCCCUGCCUGUUCCCCAGGGGUUCGGUGCUAUUGCCCCCGUCCUCCUGACACCCCAGAGCUUCCUGCAAGCCGCCAGGGAGCUGGGCAAGCAAGCCUCGCACAGAAUCCUCCAGACUGUCAGUCAGAAAUACUCCUCCAGGUUCGGUUUCCCAGAAAGUCCUCCGCCUCAGCCAGUAGAAGAUCACGCUGAUCAGGCCAGGAAAAGCACCACACAGGAGUUCUGGCGCAGUCCUGAGGAGGAGAGCGGAACUACAGUCGAAUUAAUAGUGCUGCGCCGCCAGAUGAUGAAGAUGAACAGACGGAUAGCAAAUCUGGAGAAACAGAACGCUGAACGCAGGCAGAGCGAACUGAUAGUCUUCUCCGUGCUGCUUUCUGCCUGUCUGAUCAAUGGCUGGCUCUGGAUGCGCAAAUAAACCCGCAGAGCCCUCUGGGAGAUCAGCCCAAUUCACCCGUGUCCUCUCCGGCAACACUAACACCUGCGAUUUAACUGUGCACUUAAUACAGCACUGGGCAUAGGAGCUCACUGUGACCUGAGGUAGGUUCGAAUCAGGAGUGCUGCAGGAGCGUAAGAGCGAGCUCAACCUGCGAGUUGGAGGAAUUUUGCGAAGGUCACAAGAAGAAGCUCUCUCAUAUCCGGCGUGUCCCGUUAUAACGCCGUCUCAGACGGCGAAUAUAACAGAGUGCCUUCGUUUAUUUAGUUUACUUUGAAGAUUCUGACUGGGACUGUAAAGUGCAGCUGAUCACAUUAGAUAUUCUAUCAUAAUUUAGACUUUAGAUCAUUAGGGGUGUCACAGUUGGUCACUGCUCAAGUCUGGACGCUUACCUCAUUAUUGCCUUUUUCCAAAAUGAAACACAUUUCAAUCCGUUUGUUUUUUGUGUGUUUUUUUUUUAAUUAAAUUUUAUUUAUUUAUUUAUUUUUAAUCUAGCGGUUGGUUCUUGUGCUUUUUAUGCCCAGCUACAACGCCCCAAAAACAUCUCGACCCCUUUCCUCCAUCUGGACUUAUCAUACUACAGCAAUGCUGUUUCUCAGCACAAGGGGGUGCUGUGUUAUAUUGAUGUUAUAAUGAUUGUACAUGUUGUCCCAAAAGUCUUCAUACAUAACACCUUAGCUAAAUUUUUCCUACUUAGUUUAUAUUAUACAUACACACACACACAUUAUAUCUAUAUCUAUAUCUAUAUCUCUCUCUCUCUCUCUCUCUCUCUCUCUCUCUAUAUAUAUAUAUAUAUAUAUAUAUAUAUAUAUAUAUAUAUAUACACACACACACACACACACACAGUCCCUUAUGUGUGGAGACUUUUGGGACACCCUGUAAUUUCUUGUUUUUUCAUCUCAGCAUCUUUCAGCUUCCGACGUUUACGUAUGUUUAUAUUACACAUCCUGACAGUGUUUUGGGCCGUUGUGACCGGGCACAAAAAGCACGAGAACCAAUCACAAGGUAAAAAAAAAAAAACCCUUUCGAAGACUAGAAAAGGAUGUGCAUAGAGACAUUAGCACAGAGAAUUUCGUAAUAAAUCUUUGCUUUCAUUUUCAUCUUUAAAUGAACGAUUAACCCUGAAACCGUGAUAAUCUAGUCUAGACAAUAAUCAUAGUAUCAUUUCACACUUUAACACUCACUACUAACUACUAAGAUAUGCUCUGGGUUUAAAAAAAAUAAUAAUAAUUUAUCGUAAAAAUGCUCAUUUUGAGCAAACAACAAUUUGAACAGGUUUUUUCACUCUUUGAACAUGCACUUGUGCUUUUAUAUCUAUAACGCAUGAAUUGUAAUGUUUCAGCUGACCGUUUGUUUACGACACUAUAGUGACGUAUGGGAUUUUUCAAACAAAACAAAAGAAAACAACGACUGAUUGUUCAGUAUAGUUAUUUAUUGAAAAAAAAUUCAAUAAAAAUUUCAUGAAGGUGGGGGGGGGAGAGAGAAAAGAAAGAAGUAAAAUGUUAUUUGGAACAUGUUCUGGAGUACAACCCAAAUAAUAAAAAGUUCAAAACUGCAGAUGAAACGGUAUGAGAUGAAUUUUGUGAAAACAAAACAAAAAAAAGUCUUUGAUUAAAGAGAAUACAAUUCCGUUACAAACGAAUGAUUGUACAGUAAUAAAUGUUGUCAAGCAGCAACUUUGUGACAAAAACCAAUACUCGGGAAUUCAAAGAACACGUUCCUCGCUUGGAGGAGCGGAGAAAACGAUCCAUCACUGGCCCAAAGUGGGAGACGACGUACAUAACUCGAGACGAAACGUUUCGGAGUUUGUCCUGAGCUGGACUACAACACAUUCUUGUUUUGUUUUCAGCAACAAAAAGUAGCAAGACCACCGAGACGGACAGAACGACGAUGCGGACUUUAGGUGGGGACCGUCGGGGAAACGGCGCGAAUAAUCGCCGCACGUUUCCAUUUCCGCCAUUUAAAAUUUAAAGCGCGAGCAGCUAAUACGGACGUUACGUACUUCGCCACGUGUACGUUUCAGACGGGGACGUCACGAAAGUCUCGAGUUUGUCCCAAAACGGGGCACGGUUCGAGAAGCGAAUUUUUGCCGGUCCGAUUCCGAUUUUCCGGAACCGUUUCGCGCGCUUCUAAACGACGGCCAGGGAUCCCACCCAAAACCUCGAAAUCCGCCGCUCUCGGGUCCAUUGUCCGCGCACAAACAUAGCUAGAGGUGUUGUACGGAAUGACUUUUUUUAAGUAACGUUUUCGUGUACAAGGCACAAUUUUUGACAGUGGUUGGUAUAACGGUGCUGGAAUGAUUAUUUAUAUCCUCAUUAAAGAGAGAGAACUUCUACACGUGGCUCAAACGACCGAGGAAACGUACGGAUAAAAACCUGUGCAGGAAAUGUCAAGUACCAGUUUUAAAUAAUACAGAACAGGUAUUUCCCAGAUGUUUCACGCUGAAGACGUCUAUCCACACACACACACACAUAUCCACUUGCUUUAUAAAAGUAAUAACGCAAGAAUGCAAGCGCACAUUUCAUAUAGUUUGUGGGUUUUCUCUUUUUUUGGGGGGGGGAUCAACCAAUUACUGAUUUCUUUGGAUGUAAUUCAAAUAACGUGCAUUAAGUGUGAGGUCAUCUCACUGGCUCAUGAAUUCCAGUUUGAACGGAUGUUUACGCAGAGGUGCCAACAUUUACUUUGUGACUCGUGUUGUGAGGUUUGUUUGUCCCCCCCCCCCCCCCGCUAGGAUUUUGUUUGCGAGCGACGUUGGCACCUGUGUUCAAGACACACCGUUGUAUAUUAAUAUGAUCACAACUGGGUAAUCGUGCGUUCGGCUAGAACGUAAUAAGACGAACACGCUUACGCUGAAUUCACGACGACCGAGGACUCGGGGGAAUUUUCAACUCGGAACCGCCUACUCCGCACAUCAGGGCGAACAGACAUGCAUUACGGGGCUGUGUCAUCUCCUUAUCUAAUCCAAAAAUAACAUGAUCAAAUAUAACCCCAAUAAAAACCAGAGCAGAAAUUCUAAUGGUUUCCACUACAAAUACUAUUAAAAUCCAUCAGCUGUUAACUCUUAAAACCAUUACCAAAUGGUUUCCAUUACGUAGUAGGACGUAUUAAUGACGUACGUCCUUAAUGGUGUCCGCUAGACAUAAAUAUGCCACGAAUAGAAAACAAACGACCAGUAGAGUCCCACAUGGACCAUUACAGUUUCCGUUAUAACCAUUACAAUUUCUGCGUGAGGGUUUCUGUUGUUUUGGGCUGGGGUGGUUUUUUUGUUUGUUUUUUCCCCUUUCAGUAUUUAGAGAUUUCAAAAUAUAAAAAAAGUCUUUUCUCUACGAACGCCACGUCGAAGCGACGUCACAGAAUCGCAACUCGUAGCUCAUCUCGAAACACGUUCCGAGUAGGAAUUACGAGUUGGAGAGCCGUUCAAACAGAUCGUUCCCAACUGGGAAGUUGGAAACUUCCCAUUUCUCACUUGGUCAUGAAUGCAGCAUUAUGUUCAUGGAAAUUUAAGGCACAGCCCAGAUUUGUCAAAAAAAAAAAAAAUUUAUAUAUAUAUAUAUAUAUGCACACACUCAUAACUAUAGACAGUAAGAGGUAUUUCUCUUUCAUGGAGUCAUUUUAACAUUUAAUUUAAUACAACAAUUGCAAAUAUAAUAAUACACUGACGGUAUAUUUUCAGUGCCUUGAGAUAAACAUAUGAUGAUGACCAAAUUUUGAACAUUCCUGGAUUUGGAGGGAAGGGGAAAAAAAGAAAAGAAAAAGAAAUGAUAUGAACUGUUUAGAGGAUAGAUUUUAAGACAAUGUCAAGAACCCACUGAGCAAAACAAACAAACAAACAAACAAACAAACAUAUAUGACAUAUUAAUCGGCUUAAUUUAGCAGACCAACCAUUUCAAUCCAGCUGUUUUUGCCCAGUGGAACAUAAUUCGUUAACGCCUCUUUUUUUUUUUUUUUUUUAAUGACACGUAUACAAGGUGUGCAUUCUCUCUGUUGUCCUUUGGUCAAAAGCGAAAUGUAUAUUGUGAACUCCCUGGAAUUUCUCACACGCUACACGUCAUACUACACUGUAUAUAACAGACAACGUCAAUUACAGUAACCCUCGUGUCGAAGAGAAAAAGAAAGUCUGAAAUGGGGAGAGACGUGGAGACCGUGACGUAUGAAAUGACUGCUGGUGUUCACCACGGCAUGAGGCGUGGCGAGGUUUGUGCACAGUGACGCUCCCGCAGCUCGAAUGGAAAGAAGGACACUUGCUGGUCCAAACCCACCCCCCCCAAAAAAAACAAAACCAACAGAUUGACUCACAUCACAUGCGUACACACACCCAAAACCAGUUGGGUUUUUUUCUUUUCUUUUUUUCUUUUUUUUUUUUUUUUUUUUUUUUUGCAUACA
Molecule: messenger RNA, 5569 nt
Organism: Ictalurus punctatus (channel catfish)
Lineage: Eukaryota; Metazoa; Chordata; Actinopteri; Siluriformes; Ictaluridae
Product: mitochondrial fission factor
Exons: 8
Coding region: 308-1168 (286 amino acids)
Biological process (GO): positive regulation of mitochondrial fission
Cellular component (GO): peroxisome; mitochondrial outer membrane
Source: RefSeq, a predicted model, not a curated record